Messenger RNA from Lithohypha guttulata, 1461 nucleotides. RefSeq lists its product as uncharacterized. NCBI's taxonomy places the organism in Eukaryota, Fungi, Ascomycota, Eurotiomycetes, Chaetothyriales, Trichomeriaceae. The record is from RefSeq and is a predicted model, not a curated record. The transcript has 2 exons. The coding region runs from base 1 to 1461 and encodes 486 amino acids.
AUGUCGCUCGCCAAUUCACCCGAUUGUUUGUUAAGGCCUGAAGACCAAGCCCUGCAGGCGCUCUUUCCAGCAAUGGAACAGUCUGCACCGAACUCGUUUGACGAUCUCUUCAGCGUCGAGCUAUAUGAAGUGAAUGAGGAUAUCAAAAGCAAAGAGGAUAGCGAGGAUAAUGUCGACUUCUUUGUUUCUGCCCUGACCAAUGAUAACGAGCCAGGUCACAUAGUGGCAGACCAAUCCCGGGACUCGUCUCAGCCAUGGCGCAAGGGAUUAUGGUGCCUAAAACCAGGUUCGCAAUUAAUCGUCGAGAAAACCCGAAAGGCUCAAAAUGCCCCUCCACCAAACAUCUCGCCUGCUCAUCUGAUCGCAAAUGACAACUUUGCUCUCCGGGGUCCACGAGGUUCAACUAGACAACAUCAGACAAACAGCUUGUCACCAAACCACUUGCGGAAGCCUCAUUGUCCAAGUCCCUUCGAACAACAAAGAGUCGAUCGAGAUACGAGCCUCUCACCUAGUCCGAUGUAUUCAAGGUCGUUCUACAACGAUAGGAGUGGGUUUGUCGAUGUUUGGCAGCAGGAUUUGCAGGACUUCAACAUCAAUCUGAAUGACGACUAUCCGGAGUCCUUUCCUAUCAUUGGCGAUAAUCUGAUUGAUCAAUUGGAUUGCAACUACAGCCAUCCGAAGCGAUCAUUUAUGGGAGACGAUUUGCAGAUGGAAAGAAUUAGGUCGGCGACCAUGUUCAAUAUGUCUCAUCCUGUCACUUCGAAGCAGAUCUCUGAUCAAGAGCUAUCUUCGCGAAUGAACAUGAAUCUCAAUGCCGCUCAGCGAAACAUGUUCUCAGGUACACCAGAUCAAAAUGAUCCCAGCUACCGCUUCCUGAAUGAUGAUCUGCCUCCAAUGUCGGAUUGGACGGCGACUGAAAGUCUUCAUUCUUCUAACAGCUCUCAUAAUUCUCACAACUCACAUUUUUCUACAGGAUCGACAGAGGAUAGCCAUAAUGGUGGAUUGUACAAUACUAUGCCAACUUCAGAGGUGUGGUCACCGCCCACCUUGAAUACUCAAGUCAGUUCCGUCCAAGACCAGUAUUUGGAGCUCAUGCAGCCUAAACCGCGAAGGGCGACACAUCAAGUACUACAAGCAGAGCACAUCAAUGGAGGCGGACUGGGUAUAGCGUAUCCAACCGCUGAUGAGAUUGGGGUGGCGAUCCCUUAUCAGCCAGCAGAGUUCUCCGUUUUCAACUCCUCGAAGACGAGCGACAGCCCCUUCACGAUCGCCAUCUCCAUCAGUCUCACCAACAAGAGCUCCAAGAUCGGCGCGGUCUCCAAGCCGCCGAGACACCAGUCAACACUGUCGAGCGAAGUCGAUACACCGGUCAGGACCCAAGGGCGCGGAAACACCACGCCAUCGAUCCGCUUCGCGCGGACGGCAGCCACGUACUCCGAAAACGCCAAAGAACGGGGCUGA